Hirsutella rhossiliensis is the source of this 1068-nucleotide messenger RNA. Its product is annotated as DDE superfamily endonuclease domain-containing protein. The record is from RefSeq and is a predicted model, not a curated record. NCBI's taxonomy places the organism in Eukaryota, Fungi, Ascomycota, Sordariomycetes, Hypocreales, Ophiocordycipitaceae. Bases 1 to 1068 code for a protein of 355 amino acids. Gene Ontology annotation, molecular function: DNA binding. The transcript is spliced from 2 exons. Gene Ontology annotation, cellular component: nucleus.
AUGACUCCCAAUGACAAUGCCCUAGCCGCCGCGCGAGCCGUCAUAGCCUCUCGCCGGCCGCCUAGAGCGGCCCUACGUCGUGCCACAACACCACAACGAACCCCCCUUUCUAUCCGCAAAGCGGCUUCUAGCGGAAAGGAGCAGCUUGAGGCUGCCGCAAAUACAAUCAGGCAGCGACGAGAUCCAUCAUCAAGACCUAUGUCUCAGAACUGGCUCGCAGGCUGGCGCCAAAGUCACCCUGAGGUCAAGAAGACCUACUUGAAGGCCGUCGAGAGAGCACGGAAGUCUUUUGAAGCGCAGAGUGUUGAGGAAGUGAAUGACUUCUUCUCUAACCUCGACGAGACUAUCAAGAAGUUUCGCAUUGGGGCAUCGGAGAUUUGGAAUGAAGAUGAAGCCGGCAUUCGGAUCGGCUGCUUGCGAGAACGCGUACACGUUCUCGUGACCCGCACCACACGCGUGAAGAGUCGGGUGGAAGUUCUCGAUCCGGCGAAUCGAGAAUCCUGCACAGUUAUUGGCACGAUCAAUGCUGCAGGGGACUCUCUUCCUCCCUGGAUCAUCUUCGCGCAUUUCCCUACCACGAAUUGGGCCGGUAUCGCUAUUGAUAGUGGCGUCCGCUUUGCUCAAUCACCAACCGGCUUCAGCAACGCUCAGAUACAUCUCGAAUGGGCGAGGCACUUCAAUCGCUGGUCCUGGGCAUCCUCAGCGCAAGCACAACGCUCUGGGAAGUCACUAGAACAAUGGUUUGGCUGUGAUGAGCAUCUUCGUGUUCCAAACCUUGGGAUGACGACGGUUGAGGCACCUCCGACCCAACGGGACGAGAAAGAUAGGAUUUUCCGGUUGCUCGUUGUAGAUGGCUUCACAGGGCACACGACUCUCGAAUUCGCUGAAUACUGCAUCAAAUUUGAUAUCAUCAUCGCCAUUCUCCCCCCUCAUUCCACACACAUCAUGCAGCCGCUAGAUGUUGGUGUUUUCCAACCACUGAAAGCGGCACACCAGAAAGCUCUACGAAAAACACUCGCAGAGGGCCACCUUGCUUUCUCGCGGGUUGACUUCCUCAACGCUUUUUAA